CCGUGCCGUGCCGUGCCGUGCCGUGCCGUGCCGUGCCGUGCCUGCUGGCGUAACGGGAGCGCGGCCCGAGGGAUUCUCCCUCUCCAGGCGACGAGGCGCAGUACUUAAGAAAAUGCUUCACGUCUUUUCCCCGGAGCUUGGAGAAGUUUGUUAAGUGAAUUUUGACUGACUGUCUUGCGGUGCUACUCAGGAUUUUAAUUUUUUUUCAAUUUUUACUCAGCCAAGUUGUUGGCAUAGCUCGUGGUGCUGAAAUAGUGUGUAUAUAUGUAGUUGAGAAAAUAUAAGUUGGAGUGCACUUGACAUUAUUUUGAUAGACUGUUCAAAGACCUUGAGAAAUAAAUGUACCUUAAGCUGAAAUCUCAAGAUCAAAAAUUUUGGACAGAAAACUAGAGAAAGAACAAGACUACAACAGUGUUAAACUUCUGUUUCAGACUGUGUACCAAGAAGACAGGGUGAGGAUAUAAUCUCUCUGUCAUUCCCCAACAAUUUUUCUGAAGGUUUUUGCCUCAGACUCAGGGCUUGGGCAAUUUUUUUUAACUGUUUCUUAGAAGAGCGUCCUUCAUAUAGGAGCUUUUAGCUGCAAACUAAAUUAUGCAUCCUCUGCCCAAGUCUGAAUCCCCUAACCAUUUUCUUUCGCAUAGGGAAAAGCUUUUAGCUUCUUUCAACAGUAUGGCAAAGAGCUCACAGCUUCUGUCUUCCUCCAAGCUUGAAAAGUAGGCCAAAGAGUGGAAAAGCCCUGUUGGUUUCUCCAUUAAAAUCCCCAUGUCAGAGCUCAGACAAACCACAGCAGAUUCCAUGAGGGAGAAAGACCUCAUAAAUGCCUCAACCAUGGCAAACGUUUCACUCCCAAUUUGCACCUUCUGAGAUAACCAAAAUCUCGGUUUGAUUUAGUGGACGGAUCAGUCCAGCUGCUUUAGGUGAGGUUCCCUCAGUGCUGCUUGGCUGUGUAUCACUCAGCCCCCUGGCAUUAGUGCUGUGCCUCUGAGGAGUGGAAAUAAGGGCUUCCCUGCACUGUUGCAGCCACACACGGUUGCCUGCAGGUGACACUUCCCUCAGCUCCUGCAUUGAAGAGAGUCUGGGAGUGCAUUGUUUUCUUUCCCUUUGUCCUGCUGGUCGGUGCGCAGGGAAAAUGCCAGCAGAAGGUGGAGGUCUCAGGCAGAUGGGGCCUUUAGGGUGCAUGGGUUUUUAGAGGAGAAUGGGAGGUAGAAGGUGUUUUAUUGAGGUCAUGCCAGGUGUGAGGGGGAGACAGGAACCCUGUAUCAUUCUCUGCUUAAGCCUUACUAUCAAUCAUCUAUUUAUUGCCUCUUAUUCCAGGAACAAUGUCCCUUGGAAAAAUCCCUUCCCUCCUCAGAGUCAGACUGGGUAAAAAAGUUGUAUGUACAUGUGAGGUGUUUUGAAAGGAAUGCACAAAAAUGUUACUAAGGGAGAAGAAAAAUCUCAGCUUUCACCCAGAGUUUUCCCAAGAUCUGUGGGCCUUUUGUCUGGAGCUUUAGUAUGGUGGAUUUAAUGGUAUCAAAUUAUCUUACAAGAGAUUUGAUGAUACACGUAGGGUAAUACCUUUUCUGGGUAAACUGGUUGAACAUGAAGUUUAUUCUUCCAAGCAAAGACUUGAGAUGCGUGGCCACUCCCAUUGCUGAAGUGUAUUCUUACCUGUGUUUUCAGCCUUGUGAAUCUGCUUUUCCCACAGCUCUUUUGCUGAUCUCUGCAUAUGUCUAAUAUUACAUGUACAGUGAGGUUAGGAACAAACAAGGACACAAAUGGGCUUGUGUACGCACAGCCCACAUUUAUUCUAUCUGCAUGCUGUAGCUCAGGUUCAAAACAUUCCCACUGGAUGUGGGAAGAGCUGAGGUAGUGGACUGGGCAGUAGUGCAUAUUCCUGCCAGCCUGAGUGCCCACCUAGCUAUGAGGUGUGCAGUAUGGUGCCAAGCAUGUUGGGGUUCUCCCCACCAAAGUCAGCCUAAGUACUGUGCCUCAGCUGCUAAACAGAAAACCAACUUGGAAAUGUCCCUCGCCUUUUCUACAUUGUCUUGUCCAGUGGAGCAGAAGAGGCUCAGGGUGGCAUGAGCCUCUUUUUGUGACUCUGGCAAGCUUUCACCUCUCCUGUCCCUUCAUUUCUCUUCACUCUUUACAAGGAUGUGGCCUAAGACUGACCAGCAGGGAAUGUCCAUAUGGGAGCCUGACAUCUUCUCAUUAAUCAUGUCUUCUCCAGGUUCUGAUUUUUAUUGCCUGUUCCUGCUGAUGAGCCAGAGUGCUGAGGAGGCCCACAGACCAUUCUCUGCUUCAGCUUGCUCCCCAGCUUUGUGUAGUGCAUGGAGAUGUACUAUGCAUUCCUGCCACGGAGUGAUUGAUGAUAUUUUUCUCGCAAAACUGGGUCCCCUGAUCAUCGCAGCUUGCACCUCUGUGGAGAGUGUUGCUGUACUUUGCAUGAAAUUCAGGAAGCAAGAGGAAGGAGAAAGAGAUAGAUACUCCUGGGUCUUGUCCCACUUUGUAGUCAAGUGAUAACUGUGGUGUGCUUUUCGACCCAGAAAGGGGGAAAUACUGCUGUAUGCACGCCUGCAGCCAUGGCCAAGUGACAAGAGUUUGUAUGAACUGUGCCAGAAAGGCAGAACCAAACAUUACCAGAUAAAAAAUCUGGGGGGGGGGGGGGGUGGGUAAUCCUUGGAAAGGAAUCAUCUGCUAACAGCUCUUUUUUUCCAGCCAAAUCAGCUUACAAGUGCCAAGCAGCUCCCCCCAUAACAUUUGAACCACUCUUGAGAAAGCCACGUUUGCUAUUGAGAGUGACAGUUUCUCUUUGUGUCAACCCAGAAUUAACAUGUUUAUUAAAUUGUGUGGAAACAAAACCUUAAGUGCAGGCUGGCAUCAGAUAAUGCAAAUGAAUGACAAUACUUUUUAAGGGAAAGAGUUACUGUAGCUGACUUUUUUUUAAGGUGUAGGCAAGACAAGUUUUGUAGGUAAGAAUCUUGUUUAACCAACCAAGUAGCUGAAAAAAGUAAUGUGUGAACACUGGGUUUGUUCCAACAGUACCAGCUGGGUCUAUUAUAAGAUACUAUCUCUACUUACAAAACUGGCCUUAGCACUACUGAAACAGAUCAAAGGAAAUACUUCUAAACAAAGUUUUCACAUAAUCUGAAUUUAAAUUUUAAAGUCUACUGUUAUAGUGUAUAAUCAAGGAAAAAACAGAUGUGAUCAGGGUCCACAGCAAUAUCAGACAAGAAUUUAGCAUUUAUGAAUUUUUCAUAAUUUGUAAUAAUUCAUAUUUUUUCCAAAUAAAGCCUGAUACUUCAGGCUAUACACCAGCUACUGUCUGAAGUCAGAGGGAGAUUGCUGCUCUUGAGGAGAUUAUUCCACAAAUUAUCUGCCUUUGAAAUAUUUGAGAAUUACUAGCAUGGCAAUCAGGAUAUUGGACUGCAUGCACUGACCUGCUGUGGCAACACCCAUGGGUCCCUAACUGGGCAAUUGUCUUUACUAACUAUCUGGAAGAAACCCAGUGUUGCUGCCAACCAGACUCCUAUUCAUGUGCAAGAAGAAAUUCACUUCAACUCAGUGAAGUUUUGAAUUCAAAUCAAGUCACAAAUCAGCAGUUGACCCUGAAGUGUUCUUCCUAGCACCUACAUUAAUAAUGUAUGCUAACAUUUAUAUUAAUAAUGUAUGGGGGGGGAGGUCUUAGCCCUAAGCUAGAAUUAAAAUUAGUGGGAGUACUAAAUAUAGGUCUAGUUUCCUUGUGCUGGUAUUGCUUAGCUAGAGAAUGCUCCCACUGGCAUAGGCUUUAUCUACCCGUUGCAGUGAAGGCCAACCAGGAUGUGACAUAAGCUGGAUAAAAUACUUCAUAACAAACCAUUUUCUCACGGUGGAAAAAAGCCCUGGUCACUCAAAGAAUGCUUUACUGUCAUAUACAUGUGUAUGAUACAUUCAUUGAACCCUUUCAGACCCCAGUCCAGCAUCUUUAGGAAUAAGUUAAUAGGCAGAAUUUAUAAACAUACUUUGGCUUAGUCCAGUAGGUGUGAACUGUCCUAGAUGGUUCUUUCACAGAAGCUUUUACACUGAAAACCUCACCUAUACAUUAAGGCUUCUGAUACCAGAUCAGCUGAAUCACCAGCAACAGAUUUUCAUUAUUAAAUGGUAGUUUCCCCUUGUCAGAAUCACAAAAAAGCAAAGUAUCUUCAAUGGAAUCCUAGCAGCUACCAGUGCUGAGUGCAUCAGGUGGAGGCGAAAACAAAGCACUUGGGUCACUUGCCAAUUUUAAAUCAGAGGACAAGGAUCCACUUGCCUGGCAGAUAUGUAAGUGUUUAGACACGUCUUUGUCAGGCUACCCUACUGGCAGUGAGCACUCAGUGACUCGGAUGGAUGUCUGUUCUUUUCAGAACAGAAGUACAAACUUCUACCCCUGUUUUCUGAGGGCAAAACCUGUGUAUAUGUGUAUGGUUGAAAGGGGUACAGGAAAGUACAAAACACAUAACUGAUAAAGAUGUUGAACUCAUUUGGUCCCUAAACUGAUCCCUCAGGAACACCACUUGUCGCUGCUCUCCACUUGGAUGUGAAGCCAUUGACCACAAUUCCAUGAGUGUAACCAUCCAGCCAAUUGUCCACCGAUUGGUGCCUCUCUGUCAAAUUCAUGUCUGUCCUCUUUAGACACAAGGUUUCACACAGGACAGGGGCCAAUUCUUUGCACAAGUCCAGGUGCAAAGAAUUUUGCACCUGGACUUGCUUUUCCCUCACACACCAAAGCUGUAACCCCAUCAUAGAAGGCCACCAGAUUUGUCAGGUGCCAUUUGCCCUUAGUGAAGUCAUGUUGGCUGUCACCAGUCACCUCCUUAUUUUCCAUGUGCCUUCUUAGAGUUUCUAGGGGAAUCUGCUCCAUGAUCUUGACAGACACUGAGACUGACUACCCUGGUCUGUAGUUCCUUAGGUCUUUUUUUUUUUUUUUUUCCUAAAGAUGAUAAGGGAUUGGGGUAUCUGGUAAGGGAUUGGGAGUGAAGUGGCUGGGACUGUUUAGCUUGUAGAAGAGAAGGCUUGGGGAGAACCUUAUCAAUGUGUAUAAAUAUCUCAUGGGGGAGCCAGACUCAUUUCAGUGACAGGCCCAGAUGCAAUGUGCACAAACUGUAACAGGGGAAGUUCUCUCUGAAUAUCAGGAAACAUUUUUAUACUGUGAGGUGUUUUAAGUGCUGAAUAGAUUGCCAGGAAAAGUCGUGGACUCUCCAUCCCUGUUCGUAUUUAAAACUACUGGAUGUGCUCUGGGGCAGCCUGUACUAGCUGAUCAUAUUUUGAGUAUAACACUGGACAAGGCACUCUUCAGAGGUGUCUUAAAACCUCAUCCAUGCUGAGGGACUGUGUACCGGUGCGGGCUGUGGAAAAAAGGGGCAACCUGCCAGCCAAGAAAGCUUGUUGCCACCAUGGUAUUUUCCUGUUUGCAUUGAUUUCUUUAAUGCCCAUGGAAUCCUAUGCUUCCUUUUCUCGUUUUUGCAUCCUUGCAAAUAUCUACCUCCCUAAUUUUCAUAUCACCCCAGCUUCUGCCUUUGCACUGCAAAACACACAAACUUGUGUUGAGCACCACAGCACAAUGCUGUUGACUCAGUCAGUGUGUCUAAGGCAGUCUUGUGAGAGAUCAUGCAUUCAUAUCCAUGAACAAUGCUGGCCUCUGUGCCCCACUGCCCCUGCAGUUACCUUCAGGAUGUUUUAUUGCAUCUUCUUUUAGCUAUGGUUUGUCUGUCUAGUUCUGAUUCAUCUACAUUUUUAUUUUGACUUCCCUAAUACAGAAGGUAUUUUAUUACUGAUGCCAAGCAGCUAUCAAUAAAAAUUCUAAAUAUAAUCUCUGAGAUGUUUCUGAGAACACUUUAUCAGCAAUGAGUUUAUUUGCUUAGGGAUUUUUUUUUAUCCAGGUUCUCAACAGUUGCUGAAUGAAUGCUUAGCCCUUGGCAAGUAAAAAUAACAACUGAAUGAACAAAAAAUAUAACCUUAUAUAUAAAAUACAACAUCUGAGCAAAUGAUAAAAAUCUCCCGGUCUGUCCUGGGGAUGACAGGGGAGAAGCUUCAAAGAAUCCUUAGAACUGGGUCUGAUUUGUGCCCAGUGACUGAUGCAUAACUCUGCAAGACAGGGAGAUCUGUCUGCCUCUCUGCAAUGUCUGUUCUGGUACAAAUCAGUGGGGCUUUCUGGCCCCAGCAAGUUCAGCUACAUCUGGACCAAUUCCACCUCUUGCCCCCCAGCAACCUGGAGCCAAUGAAGAGGCAGCUCCUGAAGCACUAUGCUCCAAGGAAGGUGGCAAGCAGGGGCAGGCUGAGGGCAGAGGGAUUCUGCCUCUACAGGCUUGUGUCUGCGCCUGGAGGCCUUUAUUUUUAUCCCCUAGACAAGUAAUCUGUGUAACAACUUCAGAACAGCUGUGGCUCACUUUGAACCUUCCUGCAAACAGUGCUAGUUCCCUGUUCCCCUUGGUGUAAGCACAGCCCCAUGCCACGAUCCCACUCCCUGCCGGGGUGGCAGCCCCCAGGAUCUCAGAGGUGACCACAGCAGGUCCUCUCUCACCAGCAGAGCAAGUGCUCACCAAGCAUGGGAAACCUCCCUCGGCCUGCCACGACAGAUGUGGCAGGGUAUUCCCAUGGCAUUGCACAAACUUCAUUUGGAUUUUUUUUUUUGAGCUCUUCAGCUUUGGCAAAACACUUGCUUUUCCCCUCACCAGGACUUGUGGAAAUUAUGCUUGCUGCCAGCAUGUGAAAGCAGAAAUUGUAACUGCUUCAAAAAUAAAAGUUGAUGUGAGACAACACAAAUUUACAGGAGAAAAUAUAUCUUAGUAAGUGCGAGCAAAGGAUCCGAGACUGAGCAGCUGAAGUGGAGGCAGCUGCUCAGCUUGGUGGAGGCAUCCUCUGACAGAAGGAAGAUGCUCCCCGAGCCCCAGAGAGGCCCCUCUUCUCCACGUCCCACAGCCGUUUCCUUGUGGCUCAGGUCUCCAGCCCUCUCUUUUGAAGAAGUGGUUUUACUGUGGGCAGUGACAUGCACCCUUAAGGCAACCACCUGCAGGCUCAGUUUCACUUGUGGGGCCAGGGCCCUGCAGGGCACCACCAGCCAUGACAGCGAGCUGGCCCCACGGCUCCUCCGCUGGAACUCCAUUUCAGCUCGCAGUUUUUGUUAUGACAGCAGUUGCUUUCACUUCUGCAAUGACUCAAAAUACAUCUGAGAUCACUUGUGGGUUUAUCAGCCAGAAGGAUGAAGGUUCAGAAGCACCAGAGACAUCAGUAUCUCCUAAGGUUCCUAAUAUUUUGGAAGAUCUUGGGUGUUACUUGAAUUCUCAAGGAACAGAGAAUAUCUACCAAACAAUAAAAGAUGUGGAAGUCAAUGUAUUUGAAGAUAUUGAAUUAAGAAUAACAAUGAGAAUUUCAAAUAUAAUUUCAUGCUUUUGGUUCUUUAAAAAGAGCAAAGCCUGUAAACUUUCUUUUGACUCAGAGAACAGAUAUAUUACAUCUUUGGCUUUUUCCCAAAUAAAAGAAGGACAAGCUGGAAAAUACACCCUCUUGGUCACAAGUAAAACUGGCAAUUACACAGUAGUUGUGCCUGUUCUCAUCCGAAAAAAACCAGCCAAACCCUAUUUCAAGAAAAGGGAAAAAUCAGAUUCUAUCAAGUGCAUAUCUGAGAGCUACCCCCAGCCCUCUGUGGAAUGGAUAUUCUGUGAAACGCCUGAAAAGAGUUGCCCUUAUAAAAGGCAUGAAGAAACCGGAGAAAUACAUGGCAUCCAGAUGGUGCAACAUGAAUUAUUUCAAACUUACAUAUGGUGCUGUGCAGUUAAUGUCCUGGGCAGAGAAUGCACCAGUCUCUUUACAAUAGAUUUAAAUAAAAGACAAGCAGCACCUUUACCUGAACUACUACUUAAAGUUGGGGAACCAUUGCUGAUCAGAUGCAGAGCUGUUCACCAUAAUUAUAAAUUCAGAAUACAACUAUCUUUUGAAAACAGAGAAGUUGAGCAGGGUUACUACUUUGAAGGAUUAGAAUAUCAAGCAAACUCCUCAGCAAUUCGGAUCCAGCAUGUGUUUGUUUCAGCAGCAGAAAGAAAUUUCAGUGGACACUACACCUGCUCUUCUACUGCUCAUCCGAAUCAAACUGCUCUGAUCACAGUUCUAGAAAAGGGAUUUAUAAAUAUAACUGACUCGAAAGAAGAUUUUGAAAUCGGUGAGGAAGAGUUUUGCUUUGAAGUUAACUUUAGAGCAUAUCCUCCAGUUAGAUGCAUGUGGCUAUAUUCCAAUAAAACAUUUCCAUGUAUACAAAGUUACAGUGUGGAUGGACACAGCAUUUCAUCAAAGUUCUGCAACCAUCAGCACCAGUCUGGGAUAUAUGUAUUUUAUGCUGAAAAUGAUGAUACAGUUGCAACUAAAAAAUUCACUCUGUAUGUGAGAAGAAAGCCCAAAAUAAGGAUGCAGCUGUUGUUCAAGCAGAUCUCCUGUGUUGCUGAAGGUUACCCUGCCUCAUCCUGGGUUUGGAGGAACUGUCUUGAACUGAACUCAUCCAACUGCACAGAGGAAAUCACAGAGGGGAUUCAGAACUUCUUGCCAGAGAGGAGAUCCCUGGGGUCAUGGAUUUCAAGCAGUACUUUAUAUGUAAAGGAGACAGCAACAACCUUCUCAGUGGAGUGCUGUGCAAACAAUUCAGCUGGUUCAGCCUGUGAAAAGAGUUUCAUUAACCUGUCAGUUGCAGGAGCUGUUUCUUCACCCCUGGACAAUGCUGCAUUCUAUGUCUCCGUUGGAUUUUUUCUCCUCUUGAUCGCUUUUUUAUUUGUAUUCAUUUUUCUUAAAUACAAAAAGCAAUUCAGAUAUGAAAGCCAGUGGCAAAUGAUACAGAUGAUAGGGCCAUCAGAUAAUGAAUACAUCUACGUCGACUUCAGAGAAUUUGAAUAUGAUAUAAAAUGGGAAUUUCCCAGGGAAAAUCUGGAAUUUGGACAGGUGCUUGGUUCUGGGGCCUUUGGGAAAGUAGUGACUGCCACAGCUUAUGGAAUUAACAAUGCAGGAGAUUCAGUCCAGGUGGCAGUCAAAAUGCUAAAAGAAAAACCUGAUGCUUCAGAAAAAGAUGCUCUAAUGUCUGAGCUGAAAAUGAUGACUCACAUUGGAAGCCAUGAAAAUAUUGUGAACCUACUUGGAGCUUGUACUCUGUCAGGACCAAUCUACUUGAUAUUUGAAUACUGUUGCUAUGGUGACCUUCUGAACUACUUGAGGAGCAAGAGAGAAAAGUUUCACUGGACACUGACAGAUAUUUUUGAACAACAAAACUUCAGCUUUUACCACAAUAUCCACCAGGACCAAAACUCCAGGACAGGGACUCACCUGAAGUACAGUGUGAACACAGCUCUGUGCAGAGGGGAUGAAUUUGAAACCAUGCAAAGUCAAAACAUAAACGUGACACUGGGAUCAAAUGGGAUUGUGCUGUUUUCUGAGAAAGAUCAAAUUAAGGAUGCAGGCACACAGGUGGAUGAAGAAGAGGAUUUUAAUGUGCUCACUUUUGAAGACCUUCUCUGCUUCUCUUAUCAAGUUGCCAAAGGAAUGGAAUUUCUUGAGUCCAAAUCGUGCAUUCACAGAGACCUCGCUGCCCGGAACAUACUGGUGACCCAUGGGAAAGUGGUGAAAAUAUGUGACUUUGGCCUUGCCAGAGAUGUAAUGAAUGACUCCAACUACAUUGUCAGGGGCAAUGCUCGACUGCCGGUCAAAUGGAUGGCUCCCGAAAGCUUGUUCGAGAGGACAUACACCAUGAAGAGUGAUGUCUGGUCCUAUGGAAUACUGCUCUGGGAAAUAUUCUCCUUGGGUGUAAAUCCUUACCCCGGUAUUCAGGUUGACACAAAUUUCUACAAAUUAAUACAAAGUGGAUUUAAAAUGGACCAACCAUAUUAUGCUACAAAAGACGUCUAUUGCAUGAUGCAGUCCUGUUGGGCUCUUGACUCCAGGAAAAGACCCUCUUUUUCUUACCUGGUCUCCUCUCUGGCCUGUCAGCUGGCUGAGGCAGAAGGAGCAGUUUACCAUAAUACAAAGAAAAACCUUGCUACACACCAUUCCAGCAUUAAAACUAAACCUCGUGUAAGCAGGGAUGAGGAAAUUUUGCUGUCACCAGUUGUGCUCCAGCAUGAAGACCCUCAAGUCGAAAAAUAAUCCGAGUUGUGGAUUUGAUCUCAGUAUUGUCAUAAACUGUGUAGGAUAAGUGUUUUUUAUCAGCUCUAAGAAAAGAAAUUUUUAUCAACUUCUGCACUGUUUGAGUUUCUUGUGGACCAGUCUAUAUUUACGUGACUUUUUGAGAAGAAGGUGUAAUUCAUUUGUUUGAAUUCAGCAAACAUUUGCUAUUUUUGCUGCCUCUCUCCAGCUGAAUAUCUCUUUUCCUGGUGCUAUGUAAAUAGCACCCAAUCAACAUAUUGAAUUAUAUGGUUCUUGCUACAUUGCAAGUAAAUAUGAGAGAAUCCACAGUAAUUUUAGUCAAUGUUUACAAGCAUUGACUAUGCAGCUAAAGAGAGCUGCUGUGAUUUCCAGAAGUGCUAUUCAUAUCUUCAUCUCCAGAUGUCAGGGAGUGUUGAGAAAAAAAAAAAACAAACACUGGAGUCACCAAUUUUAGAUGUCCAAAUUUUAUAGUUCCAUCAGUCUUGUUUUACAAGGAGCUCUUAAUUCAAUUGAGUGUAACUGUCUUACCCUGAACAUCUCAGUGGUUGUGAAGUAUGGGUGAUGGGUGUUCAGGUGAGCUCAUUUUAUCAAGAUUUAGUUACUCAUGUGGCCUCUACUCAGUCAGGCUACAUUCUGCAACUGCUGAUCAGAGAUAGGCACUGACAGGAGGGAUUCCUUUCUACAUAAAAUAAGCAUCUAAAGUAACCAGGAGGAGUGAUAUUUGGAGAUAACCUUCUACCUCCCUGGUCUGGAAAAUCCAGGUGGCAGUCUCCAGUUGGAAAUCUCACUUCAGCUGAGUUACAGCUAAUUCCAUUCAUGGGGCUUUGUGUGUUUUAAUAGCAAAUUAAAAAAUGUUUAAUUUUGAAGACAUUACAUUCUGUAAUUUAGGAGUGUGCUAUCAUCACUCUAAAUCCACAGAAUUCAGCCUGGGUGUAUGAACACUGCUGCACUAAAAUGAAGCUAUGCCUCUUUAACUUUCUCACGGACUCUCAGGACAAUACCUAGAGGCUUGAUGUAUUUUCAGUAUACUUUGAAAGACAGCUAUUUUCACUAUGAGGUUUAGGAAUUUCUAAAUGCAACUUUCAUCAUGACUAAUAGGAUACAUUUGUCUACAUCACAGUGGAUCAAGAUGAGAAUAUAUUGGUUAAUAGUUUUUUUCUCUUUUACAUUUUACAAGGUGCUAUGUUCAGUUAGAAUUUUUCAGAGGCGUGUCUUAUAAAAUAAUAACUGUUUGCAUAGAAUAUGAUGCUAUCACAGAAAUUGAGCUGCUCUUUACUAACACUGUCUGAAAACAAUGUUGUAAUACGGUGAUUAUGAUUUGUAUAUUUUUGUUAAUGUUAUUGAUAAUUAUCAAUGAAUCAUCAAUUAUCAAUGAAUCAGAUACAAACUGCUGAAGAGCAAUUUUGAGAUAUUUA
Messenger RNA from Passer domesticus (house sparrow), 11528 nucleotides. It is a transcript of the gene FLT3, whose product is annotated as fms related receptor tyrosine kinase 3. Lineage: Eukaryota; Metazoa; Chordata; Aves; Passeriformes; Passeridae. Gene Ontology annotation, biological process: B cell differentiation; multicellular organism development; positive regulation of kinase activity. Gene Ontology annotation, molecular function: growth factor binding; transmembrane receptor protein tyrosine kinase activity; ATP binding. Gene Ontology annotation, cellular component: signaling receptor complex; plasma membrane. The transcript has 25 exons. The record is from RefSeq and is a predicted model, not a curated record. Bases 7057 to 10113 code for a protein of 1018 amino acids.